AUGGCGACUCUCUAUAAGCGAUACAUUCCGCCGAAGAAGCCAGUGGUCGCAGAGUCGCCUGCAUCAACACUCGCAGUACCCAAGGCUCAGCCAGCGCCAGUCACCGAACAAAAGCGAAAGCGAGAAAGGACGGAGGAAGAGGUCGCCGAGCGCAAAGCGAAGAAGUUGAAGAAGAAGGGCAUUGAUCCUGCUACUGUUACUGUGCCGAAGAAGGUAGAGCCGGAACUUUCGGCAGAACAGGUGGAAGAUGUUGUUCCCGAACCAUCAAACGAAGCAGAGCCGGAGGUAGAUGUCCAAGACGAUGCAGGACCACAGCCUCAGGGCGAGUUUGCGCAUAUCAAGAAUGCGAAGAAGCGGCAUAAGCUAGAGAAGGAGGCAAGAGCGGCUCGCAAGGCUGCCCAGAAAGCUGGUGUGGAUAUUGGGACAGAAGCGACCACUGUCGAGGCUUCCCAAGGAGUACAUGAAUCGACAGCGACAACGGAGCCGGAGCAGGGCGAAUCGACCGUGAAGCAAGAUAGGAAGAAACCGCGAAAAAGAGGGCCCGAAGAACAAACGAGAGAUGUUGCAGACGCUACACAGGAUGAGGAGGUCGGCACUCAGGGACAGUAUAUGGAUGUGGAUGUGUCUUCAAAAGGGAUAAAUGUUGUAGGCGACGACCAGGAGGCCAUAGAUGGAACAGAGCCGGUACCCGUAAGCCAGGCUCACGAUGUGGCUAAACCUAAGAAGCGAGGGCAUAAGCUGGAGAAUGUUCUGGCAGGAGUGCAGAAAGAGGACGCCGAGGAGGAAGAGGAUGAACACCUCACGAAGCACGCUUCAGUGAUCAGCAAGUUCCAGAAAUCGGCAAAGCGAUCCAUGUCUUUGCACGAAGAGGAGAGCUUCGAAAAGCUACCGGCUCCACCCGUCGUACGAGAUCUGGAGCUUCCUGCCCCAGAACGAACGCCGACGCCUGAGUUUCAGAACGAGAAUGAGGCUUUGCCGGAGUGGCUUGCGAAGCCGACAAUCGUGCCCUCAGAUACCAAGGCUACCUUCAGAGACAUAGGCCUGCGGUCUGAGGUUUGCGAUCGAUUGACCAAGCUCACAUUCGACGAGGCACUACCGGUCCAGCAAACGCUGCUUCCCAUACUCCUUCAGCCCGGCACCCCUGGAUCGACGUUCCCUCCAGCAACCGAAGAUAUAGUGCCUGACGUUGCUGUCAGUGCACCCACCGGUAGCGGUAAGACUAUCGCGUAUCUUCUACCCAUCAUCGAAGCACUGCGAGAGUUGCAUACACCUGGCGAACUUGGCGCAUUGAUCAUUGUCCCGACCAGAGAGCUUGUCAUGCAAGUCGCGGCCGUGGCCGAGAGCCUCGCCAAAGGUAGUGACAUCCGCAUUGGUAUGUCGGGGUCCACCGGCACGUUCAGAGACGAGCAAGGCAAGAUCAUCAGUCAUGGGCGGAGAUAUGACCCUGCAGGGUACAAGACUCUCGUUGCGAAAGCAACAGCCCAACUAUAUCCGGCUGAUGACGAGGCUGAAGUGGAUACAGAUGGCUAUAUUGGUGCCAAAGAGCAGCAACGGAUAGAUGACGCCGUUGCUGGCCUUGUGCAGCAUGUACCCGCUUACACCUCAGCAGUAGACAUCCUCGUCGCCACUCCAGGACGUCUCCUCGAGCACAUCAACAACACCAUUGGCUUCAGCUUGGUACAUCUCAAGUGGCUCGUGAUCGAUGAAGCUGACAAGCUUUUGGAUAAUCAGUACGAAGGAUUUCUCGAGUCACUGAACGCUGAGCUGGAGCGUCCGAGAACGGUCGAGGAGCAAGAUGCACGCGAGCGCUACCUACGUCAAAAAGGACGCUGGGAAGAGUGGAGAGAACGCAAGAUACGCAAAGUUAUACUUUCAGCUACCAUGACCAAGGACAUCUCGAAGCUUACUACGCUCAAGCUACGGCGGCCGCAGAUGGUGAUCGUUCGAGGCACUGAGGGCGAGCAGCAAGUGAUUGCGGGUGCCGAAGCAACAGAAGAAGACGGCGUGAAGCAGACAGCAGAUGGAUUUGAGCUGCCGCGAACGCUAGUUGAGUACAGCAUACCAGUUGGUGACGGCGCCGAGAAGCCACUGGUCGCAUUCGAGCUUCUACGAACACGCAUACUGCGGGAGAGUGAUAGCAAACAGUCGAAUGAGAGCGACUCAGACGCUGAGCCGGACUCCGACGACAGUUCAGAGGUCUCCUCAGACAGCGAAAGUGACAGCGAGAGUGAUUCGGACGUCCGCGAUAGUAGCUCGAGCGAAGACGAGAUCGACACAGCACUCAUGGAUCCCAGUCGGAAGCGAGAACUUGCCAACGCCGCAACACAAAGUAAGAUGAAAGCUCAUCAAGCAGCGAGGACAUCAGAAACGGAUGUACCCACUGUCCUCAUCUUCACGUCCCGCAACGAGUCUGCCACACGUCUUUCUCACCUCCUGAAAGGCAUCCAACCUUCCUGGUCACGCUACAUCACAACCCUUGUCAAGACAACCAAGCCACGCAUUGCAUCAAAGAAGUCCGAACCAGCAAUCAUUGUCUCUACAGAUCGCGCCGCUCGCGGUCUAGAUAGCAUCGCUGGCCGUCCAAUCACGCAUGUCGUGCAAUACGAUGUACCGCGAAGUGUUGAAAGCUAUGUGCACCACGUUGGUCGUACUGCCAGAGCUGGACGAACUGGUCAGGCAUGGACGCUGGUCACGAGAGCUGAAGGGAAGUGGUUCAACGAGACGAUUUCGGGUGUCAAGGUCAAUGGCAUCAGAAGGAGGAUGUUAGUGGAGCAGGUGAAGAUGAGGAUGCAGGAUGAUGACAUUAGGCAGAGGUACGAGGAAGUACUGGAGGGCAUGAAGGAGGAGGUAUAUGGCGGAAAGUAG
Molecule: messenger RNA, 2865 nt
Organism: Fulvia fulva
Lineage: Eukaryota; Fungi; Ascomycota; Dothideomycetes; Mycosphaerellales; Mycosphaerellaceae
Product: ATP-dependent RNA helicase dbp6
Exons: 1
Coding region: 1-2865 (954 amino acids)
Cellular component (GO): nucleus
Molecular function (GO): ATP binding; nucleic acid binding
Source: RefSeq, a predicted model, not a curated record